This is a messenger RNA of Labrus mixtus (cuckoo wrasse), 3473 nucleotides long. It is a transcript of the gene chdh, whose product is annotated as choline dehydrogenase. The record is from RefSeq and is a predicted model, not a curated record. Gene Ontology annotation, cellular component: mitochondrial inner membrane. The coding region runs from base 157 to 2055 and encodes 632 amino acids. The transcript has 10 exons. Gene Ontology annotation, molecular function: flavin adenine dinucleotide binding; choline dehydrogenase activity. Lineage: Eukaryota; Metazoa; Chordata; Actinopteri; Labriformes; Labridae.
AUGAGCCCGAGAUUUCAGAGAGGCUGUGGUACUGGUUUAUAAACACAGCCAGACUAAGCUCCGCCUCACGUCGAUGACUCGGCCAGGUCACCAAUAUGAGUGCAGAGUGUCGAGUGUGAGACACAAGUGAAUGAAGAAAACCCUCCCGGAGCCAGAAUGUUGCUUUUGGCUACAAAAGGUCUCACUGGAGCCGGACAGGUCAUAACAGGGACCCGGCAGGGAUUAAUGGCAGGUGGCAUGUGCCAGUUUUCUUCUUGGAGACAAUGUACCGUUGUCCAUAUGAACAGAAACACUGGCCAGUUCUUUCAUGUAAUCAACCAUAACAGAUGCUUUAGUGCUAAGGCUGCCCUUCAGAAUGCUUCAUCACCCAAAGCUAAUCAGAAAACCCCUUCCUAUAGUUAUAUCAUUGUUGGGGCCGGCUCAGCGGGAUGUGUUCUUGCCAACCGCCUCAGUGAGGAUACCCAUGAGUCGGUCCUGCUGCUGGAGGCUGGGCCCAAAGACAUGUUUCUUGGCAGCUUACGACUUUCAUGGAAGAUCCACAUGCCAGCUGCUUUGACCUACAACCUCUGUGAUGACAAGUAUAACUGGUACUACCAUACUUUACCUCAGGCCCAGAUGAACAACCGGGUGAUGUACUGGCCAAGGGGCCGUGUGUGGGGUGGCUCCUCUUCACUCAAUGCCAUGGUGUACAUCCGUGGACACGCUGAAGACUACAACCGCUGGCAGAAAGAGGGGGCCGAGGGCUGGGACUACGAACACUGUCUUCCUUACUUCAGGAAGGCUCAGAGCCAUGAGCUAGGAGGAAACAGGUACAGAGGAGGCGAUGGACCUCUGCAUGUGUCAAGAGGGAAGACCAACCAUCCCCUUCACAAGGCUUUUAUUGAGGCAGGGCAGCAGGCAGGAUACCCGUUUACUGAUGACAUGAAUGGGCACCAACAGGAGGGUCUGGGCUGGAUGGACAUGACCAUUUACAAAGGAAAGAGGUGGAGCACAGCCAGUGCGUACCUGAGACCCACCUUGGGUCGACCAAACCUGAAGACCGAGGUUGGCUGCCUCACCACCAAGAUCCUGUUUGAAGGCAACGUUGCUGUGGGUGUAGAAUACACACAGAAUGGACAGAAGAAAAAGGUGUAUGCAGAUAAAGAGGUGAUACUGAGCGGGGGAGCCAUAAAUUCACCUCAGCUUCUCAUGCUGUCUGGGGUAGGAAACGCAGAUGACCUGAAACGUCUGGACAUUCCUGUGGUUCAGCACCUACCAGGUGUUGGUAGUAACCUGCAGGAUCAUUUGGAGCUGUACGUCCAGCAGCAGUGCACUCAGCCCAUCACCCUGUACAAGGCCCAGAAACCUUUCCACAUGGUCAAGAUAGGCCUGGAAUGGCUCUCCCUCUUCACAGGGUAUGGAGCGACAGCCCACCUGGAGAGUGGAGGUUUCAUCCGCAGCCGACCACACGUCACACACCCUGAUAUCCAGUUUCACUUCCUUCCCUCACAAGUCAUUGACCAUGGACGAGUCGCCUCCAAGAUAGAGGCUUAUCAGGUUCAUGUAGGACCAAUGAGAAGCACUAGUAUCGGUUGGAUGAAGCUGAAGAGCCCAAAUCCCCUGGAUCACCCGAUUCUACAGCCAAACUAUCUCUCAACUGAUAUCGAUGUGUGGGAGUUCAGAGAGUCUGUCAAACUUUCGAGAGAGAUUUUUGCCCAGAAGGCCUUUGACAAGUUCCGGGGUCCGGAAGUCCAGCCUGGGCCUCAUGUCCAAUCCGACGCCGACAUUGAUGCUUUUGUCCGCCAAAAAGCUGACAGUGCCUACCACCCGUCCUGCACCUGCAAGAUGGGGUCACCAUCUGACCCAAUGGCAGUGGUCGACCCAAGCACCCGUGUUUUGGGUCUGGAGCGACUGCGAGUGGUGGACGCCUCUAUCAUGCCCAGUGUAGUCAGCGGAAACCUCAAUGCUCCAACCAUCAUGAUAGCAGAGAAGGCCGCUGACAUUAUCAGAGGUCACCCUCCUCUUGUUGACCCAGGAGUUCCAGUGUACCAACCACCAACAACUUCGCAGAGAUGAAGAAAGAGAACAAGAAGCUGAGGGAGGGGUCAUAACACCCACCCCAACAACCCCAAGACUACAUGAAAUGGUUUUAUGUAGUCAAUAAAGCCAUUAAAAACUGACAGUAGUUAAUCUCUACCUAGCUUCAAAGCAACAUGGUUUAAAACAUUUCCACCAAAAAGUUUUACAAGUUAUAUAACGCAGCACGAAUGUUUUACAUGGGUCAUUGGUUGCACUCGGGUAAUUUUGAAAGACAGAGUCUCUUCAAAACUUUUGUUUGAACAGUACAGCUGCAUUUCAGUCAACAGCCAAAGGCUUUUGUUAUCUUUAUGGCUCAUAUCCUACCAAUGAUCAGCCUGCAGACUGUUUACCCAAAUCGUCUGAGCAGCACUGUUUGUUAUGUCUGUUCAGAUAGCUUUUCAUCAGAUUAACAUACUUCCUUCCUGAAAACUUGCAGAUUCAACUGUUUCUGAGAACACUGUUUUUGUUGGUUUCUUGCAUGCAGUUUAGAUCAGAAAGAAGGUUUACAGAAAUUAACUCUGCUUCUUUGCUUGUCUUUGUUUUCAUUGUCUUCAAACAAAAUUUGAUGAGCCCAAGAAACUGAUAGCCUCCAAACAGAAUGGCCUACAUUUUCCUGGCUAUGCCACUCUGACCUAUUAACAUUACAAGACUACCCGGUCUGUUGCUCAUGCUCAAUCUAGUUGAAGAUUUAGUUUUGCCUCGUGAUAAGCUCUUUUAGAUAAAAUACUCAAAUAUAUUUUACACUAAAAACUGAACAAAUCUUCAUUGGUCAAUCUUGAGUUGACACAUUAUUUCCAUUGGGUACUGUGGAUGUAUGUUGAGUUGAAGAGUUAUAUAAAUAAAUAAUACUGAAAUAUAACUUGCUAGAAGGAAGGCUUAAUGUCUGACAAGUAUUGCACUACUCUGAAGUAUCUUAAUUGCUUUGACAAUUACUGUUUACAUGAUAUGAAGUUUUAUACAACACAACAUCUCCAACCGUUUGUGUACUAUUGAAGGAGUUACACAUUGAUCGUAAAGGGAACAUUGUUUUAAAAUUUAGCCUUUGUUUGCUCUUCUUCACCGUUGUUAAAAAGAAACAGGAAAACCAAUCCUAACCUUGUCCUCAGACUUGAUUUAGUGUUUCUUACCCACGUUUUCUGCAGGUCCAAUAUCAUUCAAGCAAAGAGUUUAACAUUUCAGAUUUUCUUUUGAACUUCUACAAAAUCUGUAUGAAAGUUGUGCCUUAAUGUAAAACUAUUUGUUGAUAUGUUCAAACAAAUGGGUUGAAAUCAUACAUUUCCAAGCUCAUUCAGUUGUAAUUCAUUUCAUAACAUGCCUUAUAUUAACACUGUGCAGAUUUGAUUUAGUAUUGGCUAAUCGACUGACCUAUACUAGUGAAAAAGUUCAGUGAAUAAAGCCGUCCGUUGCACAACAAA